Wallemia ichthyophaga EXF-994 is the source of this 1419-nucleotide messenger RNA. RefSeq names its product putative transporter MCH2. The record is from RefSeq and is a predicted model, not a curated record. Bases 1 to 1419 code for a protein of 472 amino acids. Gene Ontology annotation, molecular function: transmembrane transporter activity. Gene Ontology annotation, biological process: transmembrane transport. Lineage: Eukaryota; Fungi; Basidiomycota; Wallemiomycetes; Wallemiales; Wallemiaceae. Gene Ontology annotation, cellular component: fungal-type vacuole membrane. The transcript has 5 exons.
AUGCCGGUUCAUAUGCUAAGGCUCCAGUCAAACGAUUCUCUUAAUCUGUCCGGUAGUCCAAGGUCUUCCGUCGAUACAGACGCUGGCUCUGUCGAUAAUCUCAUCCUCAACAAGAAUAAUGAUAACAAUGAAGAAAGAUCUCUCAAUCAUAUUGAUUAUCGCUUCUACAACCUCGAUCAGCGCUUAGACUACCUUCAAGGCAAUCGUUAUCGCGAAGGUGGUCGUGGCUGGUGGGUUUUGGCGGCUUGUACAACUAUCAACUUCUUCUAUCUAGGUCAAGUCUAUAGCUUUGGUGUUUAUCAAUCUGAAUUGGAGAAACGAGGCGUCGCUCCAACCUGGAAGUUAGCUUUUGUGAGCGGUCUUGCUACAGGUACCAUGGCCCUCCUUUCUGUUCCUGGUAUGCUAGCAAUCAAGUACACAUCUCAUAAACAUGUCGCUUUAUUUGGUUCUAUUUUACUAGGUGUUGGUCAGAUUGCUUCAAGUUUCGCUACAAACAGUUUACCAACCUUAUUCGCGACUCAAGGAUUGGUUGUUGGUGUAGGAUUAGCUUGUUGCUUGAUUAGCGUCACUGGUUUACCGGCUACAUGGUUUGAAAAGCGAAGAGCCUUGGCUUGUGGUAUCAACUCAGCUGGAGGUGGCAUAGGCGGCGCUAUUCUCAGUCUAGCUGCAGUCCAUUUGACAGAAAAGCUCGGUCUGUCUUGGUCACUACGUAUACUUGGCAUGGUUUCACUCAUCUUCACAAUUCCGGCGUCCUUAAUGCUCAAAGUUGGUGUUGAGGAUCCACCUAGGCCAUCACUUUUACAAGAUAUCAAAUACGCACUCAAAAGCAGAUUAUUUUUGUGCAUUAUUUUGGCUCAAAUCCUUGCCUCAUGGCCUUUUUUUGCGUUUCCAACAAUUUUACCUACUUAUGCCAGAAGUCUUGGUCUUUCUGACUCACAAGGAGCAUCAUUUAGCGUUGGCUACAAUCUCGCAUCUGCAGCUGGUAGAUUGGGACUCGGAGCUCUAGCAGAUGCCUGUGGAAAUAUCAACUCACUGAUUUUGAGUUAUCUUUUGGCAGGUUUAGGUGCUUUGGUUGUUUGGCCGUUUGCGACAUCUAUUGGUCCAUUAGCUGUAGUAGUAGCACUCGUAGGUAUUGGAUGUGGUGGUGUGUUCAGUUUACAGGUUCCUUGUAUUGGACAAUCUAUUGAAACGUACAGAAUACAAGCAGGAAUUGUCCUGUUUGAGUUAGGCUCAAGUCCAGGAUACUUUUUGGGCUCUUUUGUUAGCGGUUUAUUGCUAGAGAAGCUUGGCGGUGUAGCAGCUGGUGCUGAUGCGUACAAGCCAGGCGAGUUUUAUAUCGGCGGAACAUGCUUAGCAGCAUGUGUUGUUGUUCUGUUGGCACGCUUUCUGGGAUCGAGAAAAAUUUUAGCAAAGUAUUAG